Messenger RNA from Trichobilharzia regenti, 1613 nucleotides. The record is from the annotation of a GenBank genome assembly. NCBI's taxonomy places the organism in Eukaryota, Metazoa, Platyhelminthes, Trematoda, Strigeidida, Schistosomatidae.
AAGGUUUAUCAAAAGAAUCCCUGAGAGUAGCCUUUGACCAUCACUCCUGAAACAUUUGUUUUACUGCACUAAACUUUUGAGGCCUAAACUACAAGAAAGAGUGCACUCUAUAAAAUAACAUCGAACAUCAGGUUGGGCAAAUAAACUAUGCCAGUCCUGGAAUUUACUCUAAGUUAACUUGUUUGUAUGAGCAGAUGGAAUCCAAUAUGGACUGCUCACCAAGCCUCAAGAUCGAGUUAGAGGUUCCAUCAGCAGAAGCUAUGGAUGAAAGUUCAAAUGUCUCUUGUGGUUAUAAACUUCGGCCCUCAGAAAGUAUUGCAUCACUUGUUUCAUCAUGUACAACAACAAAAAGUGAAUUAACCACCAAAAAUUAUCUAGUUGGCAGUAUAGCUGGAGGGGCUGGCUCAUUAUUGGGGACUAAGGAGCUUAACAAAAUGAUUCCAGGAGGUAGCAUUGAGAUUCAAGUUGUCACCUGGAAUAUGUCGUCAGCGAAGCCUCAAUAUUAUCCUGAAGACUUGGGGGAUCUCUUCUUCAGUGGAACUUCCCAAGAGUCUGCAAGCAUUUAUGCUGUAUGUAUACAAGAAUGUUCAUCCGAUAAAAAUGAACUCCUUAUUCGGUUACAAGCAGCCAUUGGAAUUAAACAUGUUCUGUUUACCUAUGCAACUCAUGGAACAUUAGCGUUAAUGAUAUUUCUAAACCGUGACCUAAUAUGGUAUACAUCAGUGCCUCAGUCAGUUGGAGUAACAACUACGGCUGCUGUAAGAACUAAAGGGGCGGUAGCUAUCUGUUUUAUACUUUUUGGGACAUCAAUCUUAUUCCUUUCAGCUCAUUUCAAAGCUAGCCAUACAAAUUUUGAACGGAGAGUUCAAGACUACUUACAAGUAGUAGAUAGUAUAAAUUUGCCAAAAGUUGGUUUCAACAAAGGAUAUAAAUAUAAUGAACCCAAUCCAAUGGAUCGAUUUGAUGUUGUAUUUUGGGCGGGGGAUUUAAAUUUUCGAAUACAAAGACCAAGAAAUAUUGUUGAAAAUAUUAUCAAAGGAAAAUAUAAGCAUAAAAACUAUGAAGAACUUUUAUCAGCUGAUGAAUUAUUGAAUGCCCAAGCAGAAGGCAUCAUUUUCCGUAAUUUCGAUGAAGGUCGUAUUCGUUUCCCUCCAACAUACAAGUAUGAUAUUAAUUCUGAUGUUUACGAUUCAUCAGAUAAGCAAAGAGUUCCGUCAUAUACAGACAGAAUAUUGUUUAUGUCGAAGAGAAAGGAAAGUUUAAUUUGUCUCGAGUAUAACUGUAUUAACACUAUACGUUCAUCAGAUCACAGACCUGUGUUUGCCUUGUUCAGUCUUAUUUUAAAACCUGGAUCUGAUAACAUUGCGUUAGCAGCUGGUGCAUUCAAUCGAGCUAUAUACAUAGCAGGUAAUCAACGUCGAGCUCUACGGCUUGAUAAACUUAAAACUAAAAAAGCUGCUGUUCAUGCUAAAGUCUGCAGUAUUCAAUAAUCACUUUCAUCGAUUCAAGUAUUAUCUUCAGUGUAUAUAUCUAUAUCAUCUAUUGAUUGAAAACUGAUUAUUCUUCUACUUGCGUGAAUAUUUCUCUUCGAAAUACAUAAAAAUUUAUGAUUC